Molecule: messenger RNA, 2827 nt
Organism: Anopheles moucheti
Lineage: Eukaryota; Metazoa; Arthropoda; Insecta; Diptera; Culicidae
Gene: Klc
Product: kinesin light chain
Exons: 6
Coding region: 425-1954 (509 amino acids)
Biological process (GO): microtubule-based movement
Cellular component (GO): membrane-bounded organelle; kinesin complex; cytoplasm
Molecular function (GO): kinesin binding
Source: RefSeq, a predicted model, not a curated record
CGCAAUCACCGUGCACGGAAACUAUACAAAACAUUGGGCAUUGAGCGAAAAUUCUAACCUUUCUGUGAAAAUUGAAAUGCAUGUGUGUACAUUAAUUAAUGUUAAUAUAAACAAUCGGAAGUAGCCAGCAUAAAAAGCUUACGAAGUUCAAACCUGUGCGAAGUACGUGAUAGUGUGUGUGUGUCGCGUGUAUAUUUGCGUAGGCGAGUGUGCGUGUGUGUGUUUGUGUGUGGGUAGGUGCUGUGUAGAAAAAGAAAAUUAGUUUUUCGUGCAUUCGUCGUGUGUUUAUUGAUUUCUCAAGGAAAUCAGUUUUCGACAUUUUUACGUCCUGUUGUAGUUGCUGAACAGUGUCCACGCACUGUGUACUGCUAAACUCCGCCGACGCGAAGUUUCAUUAAACAAUCCCCAGCGAUCUACAUAUACAAUGACACAAAUGGCGCAGGAAGAAAUUGUCUCGAAUACCAAAACGGUAAUGCAGGGCUUGGAAGCCCUUCGUGUCGAACAUGUCACACUGAUGAAUAACCUCUCGGAAGGUAGCAAAACCGAUCCGGACAAGAUGGAAAUCGUAAAGAAGAAUAUGGAGAACAUUGAACUUGGUCUUAGCGAAGCACAGGUCAUCGUGAUGCUGUUUGCUCAUCUUCAAAACAUUGAAGCCGAAAAGCAAAAACUACGCACGCAGGUGAAACGGCUGUGUCAGGAAAAUGUUUGGUUGCGUGACGAGCUAGCGAUCACGCAGCAAAAGCUGCAAACGUCCGAACAGAGCGUUGCGCAGCUGGAAGAAGAAAAGAAACAUCUAGAGUUUAUGGCUUCGGUGAAAAAGUAUGACGAGAUACAAGAAAACGAAGACAAUUUGGAAAAAUCGCGCACAGACCCGGUAGUGGAGCUGUUCCCAGAAGAUGAAACAGAGGAGCGCAACAACAUGUCACCGACGCCGCCGAAUCAAUUUGCGAAUCAUGCAAAUGCAGGAUACGAGAUACCGGCCCGUUUGCGUACACUGCACAACCUGGUUAUACAGUACGCGUCGCAAGGACGGUACGAAGUAGCUGUACCGCUGUGCAAACAGGCUUUAGAAGACCUGGAGAAAACCAGUGGGCACGAUCACCCCGAUGUAGCCACUAUGUUAAACAUCCUGGCUUUGGUAUACAGAGAUCAGAACAAAUAUAAGGAGGCAGCCAACCUGCUGAACGAUGCACUUACCAUUCGUGAAAAAACUCUCGGUGAAAACCAUCCGGCCGUAGCUGCUACAUUGAACAACUUGGCUGUUUUGUACGGUAAACGUGGCAAGUACAAGGAUGCGGAACCGCUGUGCAAACGGGCACUUGAGAUAAGAGAAAAUGUGCUCGGCAAAUCGCAUCCUGAUGUGGCCAAGCAGUUGAACAACUUGGCACUUCUUUGCCAAAAUCAGGCAAAAUACGAAGAGGUUGAAAUGUAUUACAAGCGAGCGUUAGAAAUUUACGAAAUGAAGCUAGGUGGGGACGAUCCGAACGUAGCUAAGACUCUCAAUAAUCUUGCCAGCUGCUACCUAAAACAGGGCAAAUACAAGGAAGCAGAAAUGCUGUACAAGGAGGUGCUAACGAGAGCACACGAGCGGGAAUUUGGUGCAAUUAAUGGAGAAAACAAACCAAUCUGGCAGGUGGCCGAAGAGCGGGAGGAGAACAAACUGAAGAACCGGGAAAACACCCCGUACGGUGAGUACGGUGGGUGGCAUAAGGCAGCCAAAGUUGACUCGCCCACCGUUACGACGACCUUGAAAAAUCUCGGUGCUCUGUAUAGAAGGCAGGGCAAGUACGAGGCGGCUGACACGCUGGAAGAUUGUGCUCUACGAAGCAAGAAAGAGGCAUUGGAUUUGGUGAAACAGUCGAAAGUGCUCGGUGUAGCGGACGAUAACAAGCGCCAGAAGAGCGGCAACAGCAAAGAUGAUAAUGAUGAUCACAACAAACGUGUGCACAAAUAGUAGGUGUUUCGCAGUCGCCCGCAAUAACUUUAAUUGCUAAUCCAGAACCAGAAUGAUUUAUACUAGCCGGUUGAAACAUUCAGCAAAGUGACAGAGAGAAUAGUUAGCAGUAUGGAGUAGAAGGUGUGCAGUGACUUUUCCAUUUCCAAACGCUGAUCCAAACCUUCAAGUCCAACGUGUAUCGGUGGUGUCGCUUGUUCAUAUUAGUUGUUUAUAUGUUUGUUUUAAUUUUUCAUUUUAUUACUGUAUUCCAGCCCAUUUCGUAAAUGACAACUAUUUCUCCUUCUUUAUGUUUACCUAUUUCUCUUUACUUCUUUCUCUCUGGCCAGUUAUCUAGAUCUCUCUCUCUCUCUCUCUCUCGCUUACAUUAUAUUUCGUUUUAUUCAGUUUAUCUCUACUAAUGGAAAUGUAUAAAUUGAUACACAGAAGGUUAACAAUUGUUUUAUGCAAACGAAGACAAGAAACUUGCAAAGAAACUUAAACAUUACGCGUGGCUUAAACAUAUGUAGUUUACAAUCCAAUAGAGAGAAAAAGUACACUGGCAGAAGGGAUUUUUAAAACUCUUUAUUAUUUUAUGGACACGAAAUUAAUCCGUUUGCAAAAAAUGUCUAGAAUGUUGUUGUAGCAUGAAAUGCUAAGCUCUUAGGAAAUAGAGACGAAAAACAUAAACAAACGAAUUGGAGUCCGAGUCUUUGAGAAGGCUUUAUAAGCAAAAGCUAAACUAACUGGCAAUAGGACGUGAAAGAGUAUUACUUUGCGAUAGAAAAGCGAAGGGAAAGUUCAUGGUAUCAAGAGACAGAGAGAGAGAGAGAGAGAGAGAGAGAGAGAGAGAGAGAGAGAGAGAGAGAGAGAGAGAGAGAGAGAGAGAGAGAA